AUUGCAAGUAUGGCCGGGGACAGCGAAACACAUAUAAGGGACCGAGGCGAAAACAACAGCGUUAUUCGCCAACCUUUUCUAAUCGGUGUGUCCGGAGGCACCGCCAGCGGCAAGUCAUCAGUGUGUGAAAAGAUCAUGGAGCUGCUUGGACAAAACAAGAUUGACCACCACCAGCGCCAGGUGGCGAUACUCAGUCAGGACAGCUUCUACAAGGUGCUGACUCCUGAACAAAAGGCAAAGGCGCUAAAGGGCCAGUUCAACUUCGACCAUCCAGAUGCCUUUGACAAUGAGCUGAUAAUGCAAACGCUCAGACAGAUCCUGCAGGGGAAGACUGUCCAGAUCCCAGUUUAUGACUUUGUGACUCAUUCCAGGAAAGACGAGUUUAUUACGGUGUAUCCAGCUGAUGUGGUUCUGUUUGAGGGGAUCCUGAUGUUUUACUCACAAGAGAUCCGAGACCUAUUCCAGAUGAAACUGUUUGUCGACACAGAUCCAGACACACGGCUCUCCCGUCGAGUUCUAAGAGACAUCAGUGAACGAGGCAGAGAGCUUGAACAAGUUCUGGCACAGUACAUCACUUUUGUGAAACCAGCCUUCGAGGAGUUCUGUUUACCGACAAAGAAGUAUGCAGAUGUAAUCAUCCCACGAGGAGCUGACAACCUCGUGGCGAUCAACUUGAUAGUACAGCACAUCCAAGACAUUCUGAACGGCGGACUAAGCAAGCGACACAACGGCUGCACAAACGGUCACAGCACUCCGCGGCAACGGCGGACAUCGGAGUCCAGCAGCCGCCCUCAUUGACCUCGUCACACCUCUCUUCACAGAGGAGAGGGGUGUGGAGGUAGCGCUGUAAAUAACGCCUGUUGGCAUCACUGUAUUUAAGAAGAAGAAGAAGAAGAAAAAAACAAACAAAGAAUUGAAAUGCCUUUUAUUAUGACUACUCUUGGUAUUAGUUACUUUCAUUGUAAUUGUUGAAUUUCGGAAUUUAGAUUUUCGUCAGAGGGGGGAAGAGAAGCUUGUCGAUGUCUUUGUGAUGAGACCGUGGGUUUUAAAUCGACCUCAUGCAUUUUCCUCCCAGAUUGCAUUUUGUUUUUUAUGUAUCCCCUGCUGCUCCAUGGAGAUCCAUGCCAACAAUGAAUAAAAGAGGGGAAACCUUUUUAUUAUUAUUUUUUAAUGACUGAUAAAACUUGAACCCCUAAUAUCUGGGGAGUCGGAUGAGGGUCUUUGUGGGUUCCAUGCAAGAAGGAGUUAAACAGGAGUGACCGGGAUUGCACUCUGUAUUUACAAUCUGACAAUCUUGGGAGUGUUUCCUACUCUUUUUCAGUGUUUUCAGUUCCCAUAUGUUUUGAGUGUAUAAAGAAAAGGAAAAAAAAAAACUACACUAUGGGUCUACUCAGAGUCCACCUCACUCAUUUUGUAUGUCUAGCAGCAGUGGAAACACAUUUCACUGCUCUAAGUACAGAAUUUCACACAUCACUACCAAACUAAUGAAGCCAAAGGCUGGAAGGUUCAACUGCCUGCUGUAUUUGAUGACAGUCUAGGGUAUUGUUACAUAUUUUGGGGACGCAUCACCUCAUGUAUAGUGGCUUUACAACUCUCUCACAGGUUUUUUUUUUUUUUUUUACCGGCUGACAGAUUCUUCACCCAAAGAGGCUACUUGAAUUUGGAUUUUCCCCCAGGUUACACCAGGAAAAAUAAAACCUCUGCUGAAUACGGUGAAGUUAUCACAUGCACACUUCUCAGGUUGACAUAAUAAUACUUUGAAAAGCCAGAUACAGGUGUGAUGAAGGCGUCCAGUGCCACAGCAAUAUGAGCUCUCCCAGGUGCGUGGCUGUAUUAACCACCGAGACCCACCACAAUGCCUCCGCAAAGUUGCCUCAGGUUAACGUGUCCAGUAAGUAUCCACACUAUUCCACUCUUUAACACAAGGUUACAGUAAAAACAGCUGUAUACAUCUUUUUGUAUUCCCCGUGCUGUAUUUGUCAUGUAUAAUGCAACUGAAUGAGUGAUUUGUACCAGCGAUUUGUACUGUAUGGCUGUUGUAUUGGCUUGGGGGGUUGUUGAUUUCUAAUUGAUAUCAUCGAUUACUUAAUGGUCAAUAAAGUCAUGUUGCCGAGCA
Messenger RNA from Sphaeramia orbicularis (orbiculate cardinalfish), 2116 nucleotides. It is a transcript of the gene uck2b, whose product is annotated as uridine-cytidine kinase 2b. Gene Ontology annotation, molecular function: kinase activity; ATP binding. Bases 10 to 798 code for a protein of 262 amino acids. The transcript has 7 exons. The record is from RefSeq and is a predicted model, not a curated record. NCBI's taxonomy places the organism in Eukaryota, Metazoa, Chordata, Actinopteri, Kurtiformes, Apogonidae.